This is a messenger RNA of Eremothecium cymbalariae DBVPG#7215, 489 nucleotides long. RefSeq lists its product as uncharacterized. NCBI's taxonomy places the organism in Eukaryota, Fungi, Ascomycota, Saccharomycetes, Saccharomycetales, Saccharomycetaceae. The transcript has a single exon. Bases 1 to 489 code for a protein of 162 amino acids. The record is from RefSeq and is a predicted model, not a curated record.
AUGAGAUAUUUUUACCUGUUAAUUACUUCAGUAACUCUGUUUGUGUCAGUGUAUUCUUAUCCCGGAAGAUUAUUUUUACAAAAUAAUCAAUUAUUAAAUACUUCACCUGAUCUUAGACAUGCCUAUCUAAAAUAUGCGCCAAUUAUUAAAGAGGAAAUACAGGCAAUGAGGGAAAGAAUGAAUAAUAGGUCGGAAGACCAUUCAGAAACGGAGCAUGAAGAUACAGCGUAUAGUAUUACCGAUUUUAUUGACUUUGAAAAAAAUCUUCCCAAUGGUAAACCGUAUUACGUUGGAGAAGCUGUUUUAAAUGAAUUAACACCCACUGCUGUAAUACCUUCUUUAGGAAAGAAAAUAAAUCAAUGGUUACCGAAUAAUCAGAAUUAUAUGAAAUUCAUUGAAGAAUUGCUAGAAACAGAUCCUUUAAUAAGUUUUAAAAUAUCAGAGACCAACUUAUUCGAAGGGUUAAAUGUUAUUAAAGGUGAACGCUGA